UCCUGCCUCCACUGAGGUGGGCAAAAGUAGGACAUUUGGAGUGCUUUUGAAUUUAAAUUUUGAAGGAGCUUGGAAAACACCACCAGCGAGGACAGAGAAAACUUCCUGCUGGAAGUUCACAUGUUCCUGUGAACAACCUGUUGCCCUUCUAACUUGUGGGAAAGGUUAAAAAUACCACAUGGUGCAGUGCAGAUGGGAACAGGAGCAGAAGCAAAGGAAAAUAGGAGGAGAACAGCUGGAUAAAGCAAGAUGCCUGGCUGCAGUGAAACCCAUGGAACAAGUGAAGUGUUCUGUUGCACAGCCACUCCACCAGGCAGUGUAAGAGCUGGCCUGGCAGGGACUCUAGGGUGGCAGCAGGAAGAGCAUUAGCAAGUUCUUGUUAUUCAGCUGUAGAAAAUGGGAAUGUCUCUGUGGCUUGUCUGCAAAAGAGAGAACUUACUUGUCUUCCUCUUUUCCUCACCAAAAUGGGUGCUUGAGAGGAUUUAAAUCAAAUUUAAUCAGAAAGUUGACCCUCACAGGCAAGGCAUAGAUGAGGUACUUGGAAUUAAUGCCAACAUUGUCAGAAAGGGAAUUCUGCUGGAAUGUGCUUAAGGAGAGAUGCUGAUAGCUGGAAAUGAGACCAGUGUGGGUGAGCAGAGGCCUGGAAAACAUGAUCUACAAAAAAAAUGGAAAAGUGGGGUUGCUUAAUCUGCAAAAAUCUAAGAGACAGCAUGAUUAAUCCUCAGAUAUUUAAAUGAUUCAUGCUGAGAAAGGUAGCAAUAAUCUGUUUUUCAUGUACGUUCACAGAAGGGCAAUAGUGAGAUAAAUUAACUGGAAACAUGAAGGUAAAGAUUUUUAUAUUAGUGCAAGCUUCUUAAGAACAGCCCUAGCCAUGGUAUUGCAAGAGGGGAGGCAGAAUCUUCCUUCAUGGCAAUUUAAGAGAAUCUGAAGCUCUAGAGGUGCUAGUCUAGCUUUCCUCAAUGGGUAAGGAAAUGGUCUAGGUUACCUCCUUCCUGCUGCAUUUCCACGGCAUCUGUGACAUUUAUAACACCAGUUUAGCUCCAUUCUUUUUGAAUCUAGCUGCUUCUGGUUUUGACAUACACAAGCCAGGAGCAAUUCAAUUCAACAGUGUUACUUAAUCAUCACACACAUUAAAAUGAUUUGACCAAAGCAAGUGAAAAGCUAGAAUUGCUGCUUGCAGUGAGUAAUAGCUGUUUGUCAGCUUUAAUAACUACUGUAUAAUUCAUGGACAGAAAAGGCUACAAAAAAUGUUAUUUCUUUUCAUUUUGAGAGUUUUAAAUAGUGCCAACAUGCAGUGACUGUGUGUGAUGGAGAUUGCAACACAUGGCUCUGCCUCCUUGGAAGUUAUGAGGGCAGAUGGCCCCAGUCCCCAAAUCCCAUUAUUUUAGUUACCUGUUUUACAGCAUCUGCAUGCUGAGACAAAGAAAACAGAAUAUCUAGAUGAAAAAGAAACAAACCCAGGAUUUUUCUGGAGUUUAUUUUCCUCUGUUAAUUUUCUGAGAAGGAGGUUUGUGGAAGUCAUUGUUUCUGCUCCACUUGCAAGGUGUGAUUUCCCAGCUGCAUGGGUCAGGUGCUGCCUUUUAGCCUGCUCUGCUAGACCUGUAUUGUGUGUGAUGAGCAAGGUCCAGGCAGUGCUUUCUGGAUAUUCUGCCCACCUGUAUCCAGCACUGGUGUAACACAUCUUUGAGCAUGUACACACAUCAGCAUGACAGGACAAGUGCAGCCAAGGUGGGAACCAGGAAAGAGAUACUGCUCACAGUGUUACCUCUGCCAGCACCUCUGCUUUCCCUGGCCCCCAAAGGGUAAUCACUGUGGGUCUUGUCAGGGCUUCUUCCCUACCUGCAGCCUGGACCCUGCAGAAGGUGGGAUUCUUUCCCUGCAGCCCCAGUGAGAACUGGCUACCUCAUGCUCUCUGCCCUAGACAGUCUCUCAGGAAAGGCAAGUAGCCCACUAUAAUGCCCUGUUGCUUUUACUGAAGAACAGUGCACAUACUUCUAAGGAAGUUACUGCAUUUCUUUUUCUUAAUACCAUCUUUUAUAAAUUCUUCAAUAAAAGUGUUGAGUAUCCAAGGGUACAUAAUUUUGGAUUAAGAGGUGUUGAAACAAGUGUUUUAUUUCAUUUCCUGAAAGGUCCCAGUCUGGGUGAUUUUCUUAGUAAAUUUUAUAUAUGUAUUUAAAAAUAAAUUAUAAAGAUUAAAUGAGUACAAAAAAAUUAAACCACAAACAACAACAACAACAAUAAAUAAUCAGAAGAGGGAGUAUUCCCAGUAGUCCUAAUAAAUUUGACACCAACCAUUCAUAUUUCUUAAUACUGCAGAGGGUGUUCAGCCUCUGGCUGUGCUUCCAGGAGACUGUGCCUUGCCUGUUCAGCCAGGUGUGCUGCCUGACCUCUGGCAUCCUCCAAGCAGCACGGUUGGAAACGAACAAGACAUCUUGGAGUUCCCUGCACAGGAUUCCUGUUUCCAGACUCACUCAGAGCACUGUUGCCCAUUGCAGGGAGCAGAAGGGAGCUCAGGCUGGGUGCUGCUCUGACCAUGCAGUGCCACUGGUGUCCCUACAGCUGCAUGGCAGACCACUGCAUCAGGCUUGCUCACAGCUGGGAGGAGGACAGGCUUCACCAGCAGCCUGAGCAGGAGUGAGGAGAAGGGAAGUUUUGUGCUCUUCACUUUGCAUAAACUCUGCUAACAGGGGAAGGUUAUGGCAAUCUCUUGGAACAAACUUCGAACUGAACCACAGGUUAUUAACAUCCUGCAGCAAGUCAUCACUUCAGCCUAAGGGCUUGUGGAAGAAAUAAACUCUACAUGAAAACUGAAUGUAAUUAAGUCUUACAUUGAGGACCCUGAUGAGUGAUGCACAGGGAGAAGUAGAAGAUGGUGAAUUUCACAGAGAAUGCGACUGAGAAAUGCAAUAUUAAUCAUGAUAUCCACGAGACAUUAUCCCCUGUGGUGUACAUAUUUGUGUUUAUAUUAGGCUUGCCAGCUAACUGCCUGUCACUGUACUAUGGGUAUUUACAGAUCAAAGCUAAAAAUGAAUUAGGUAUUUACCUUUGCAAUUUGACUAUAGCAGACCUGCUGUACAUAUUUUCUUUGCCUUUUUGGCUUCAGUAUGCUUUACAGCAUGACAACUGGACCUACGAUGAGCUGCUGUGCAAAGUUUGUGGCAUCAUCCUGUAUGAGAACAUCUACAUCAGCGUGGGCUUCCUGUGCUGCAUCUCCAUCGACCGCUACCUGGCCGUGGUGCACCCCUUUCGCUUCCAGCGCUUCCGGACCAUGAAGGCUGCUGCCAUUGUGAGCAGCAUCAUCUGGGCCAAAGAAAUUAUCACCUGCUGCUUUGUCUUCACACACGGGGAGAUCAGCAUGGAUGCUGAGAGCCACUUGGUGUGCUUUGAGCAUUACCCCAUCAAGAAAUGGGAGCACAAUGUCAAUUACUAUCGCUUCUCUGCUGGCUUCCUUUUCCCCCUCUUUCUGCUGGCCUUCUCCUACUGUGGGAUUUUACGAGUUGUCCACAAGAGUCCUGGCACCCAGAAGAAGAAGAAAAUACAAAUUAAAAGACUGGUAUCAAGCACUGUUUUCAUAUUUUUAGUCUGCUUUGGACCAUACCACAUCCUACUUGUAGUUCGUAGCUUGUUGGAGAACAGCUGCUCAUUUGCUGAGAAAAUAUUUAAUGUUUACCAUAUUUCUCUCCUGUUAACUACUUUCAACUGUGUUGCUGACCCAGUAUUGUACUGUUUUUCCAGUGAAAGCACUUACCAGAACUUUGUCAAGAUGAGAGACUCUUGUCUAACAUGUUUAGGCCAUCUGAGUACUGAGACGAAGGAAUCCUAUCCACUAAACACUACUGAAACUCCCAACAGAAAACAGCAUGAACAACAACCAGGGUUAUUACAAAUACCACUUGAUGGUGCUGGAAUGAAGGACUGCUUCACAACUAAUGCAGACAGCCUAUAGCAUUAAUCAAAAGGACCAUAAUCCUACACCUGCAGCUAUGGAUGACCAUGCUUGUGUGUCUGUCUGAAUUUUUCAUGUAUUACAGCAGUGUGACCUCCCAAAGGCUUAUGAGCAAUGCUGUCCAGUGAAGCUGUUUCUAGAAGUGCUUGGACGCUGGCAAUAGCGAGGAAAGUUUGUGCUAAGUCAGUUCAGUUAUAAUCACAUAUCUGUUGUGCUGCCACUUAAGACCUGUUUGUCUUGAUGACUGCACUGACUGCAAUAAGCCAGUACUCACAGUGUGUAGUUCUGGUGAACUCGUCUUUAGCUGCUUUCUGUUUGCCCCUGUAGCAUCUAGAGAAAGUAAUUCUCUACAAGCUGUCAUCAUCUGUUGAAAAGGUCAGAGCCAAAAAAAAAUUAAAAUCUCCAUAUAUACUUAAAAAAAGCGCCCAAUAAACACUUCUGCAAUAUCUGUGCAACUCUCUGAAAUAACAUCUCCUUCUGCAAGUUUCAAAGCCUGCAGAGGCCACACCAGAACCAGAUUCCUAAGACAUUAUGGGAGAACAUGCACAAGGAGCUCAGCACCUGCUGAACCUUCAGGCUGCUAUUUCACUGUUGAGCCUCAGACUGUUAGACCUCAUGGUAAGGCUCCUAGAGACUUCUGGGAGUAGGAGACUGGGCUCCAGUGGGUGUCAAAAACUUGGUUUGCUGACUCAGAAGAGAACAAGAGGUUGGUAGUAAGUGAGGCAUUUUGACCCUAUGUGCUUCUCUGAGUCCCUAUGUUCAUGAAUGUGUAUUUACAUCUAAAUUUUACUACACCUUGCUAAGGUUUUGAUUGUGUCCUUUGCAAUUUGUGUAUCUUCUGCAGCACAAACCAUGCAGGCAAUUAAAUAACAAUGCAUUUGUCAGGGAAACUGUUGAAAGAAUUCUGUUUAAACCGAGGUUUUGCCCUCAGAUAAUAUAGUUUAGGGUUUGGUCAUUGUUCAGUAAAUACAGUAUCAGAAAUAUGAUGUAUGAAUGAUCUGUGUCCUGGUUUAGACAGAAACAAAAUAUAGAAGUGGAGAAUAAUGACUUUUAAAAACCUGGGAGUUGUGCUCCACAGUAUUGUUUCUACCACCACCUCCUCUCUAGGUUUCUUAGGGUUUUUUUGUUGCACAAAUGAAUCCUGUGUGAUUCUUCUUUGCAAUCUGCUUAUCACACCUCCUUUUACCUGUAGCUGUUACACUGUGAAUAUUGCCUUGUCCUUUCAAUUCUCUGGUGUUUCCUUGAAACACCUCUCUGCAUCCCAGAGCUGAUAACUUCCAGCAGUACAGUCAGUUUUGUUUCUUUGGUUUGCUUUUGAGUCAAAAGAUUGUCUAGACAGACGGUCUACUCCUGCUAUCUGAAUAUGUCAUUGUAACACAGCCUCGCUUGUCAUCAGUUUCCAAAAGGAACAUAUUCUAACAGUUUUCUGGAAACCACCUUGAGAGUGCAAUAGUGGAUAUAGUUAGUGGAUGUGUUUAAUAAAGAAUGUUUUUAUAAUUUUCUUUUUAUAUUUUUUCACACCAUGUUUGAAAUAACUAUCUUUAGCUUUGGCACACAGUUUCUAUUUGUGAGACUACAGAUCCUCUCCUCCCUCCUUUUGCAGAAAGGAUUCGUGUCCCAGUCCCCAAGAGAGGAUUAGGUUUGCUUAGGUUAACAUUAGGUUUGUUUAAUUAUUUUACAUUUCUUUAUAUUUUGACCACUUAGCUGGAUUAAUUACCUCACAUCUGCAUUUUUUUCUCCUGACUAUUAGCACUGUUUAGCUUUAUUUUCUCCUAAUUUUUCAUCUCAUCUGCUGUGUAUUCCAAGGGGGUCGUAAGGCAGGGACUCCCUCCCUGGAGUGCUGAGCUUGUACAUUGUUAAGCACCAACUCCUGGGACCCCCACGACCUGUCAGGCUGCAAGACACACAUGGUUUGUUCCAGGAUUAAAUAUUUGUUGUUGUGUUUAUGUGUUGCUUCUUUAUAGUUCCCCAUGCUGUUUAAAUUAGCUGGAAUGCAGAGCAUGCUGUACUACACGGAAUUGUCAUCUGAGGGAUUAAGGCUCAGUGGAGUUGGAACUUUGAUGUGGUCAGCUUUGGUCAGCUGCUGCAGUUUAAAAUCAGUUGGAAACUUGUGUAACACAGUGCAGCAUUCUGCUCCAGUUCCCAGCACUUAACCUGCUAACCCAGAACAGAAAGGAGGGAUUUUCUUCUUCCUUUCCCCUUUUUUUUUCUUGAGGCCAAUAUUUUAUCAAUUCUUUCUGUAUUGUAACUGUUUGGCUUAGGCUGCAAAGUGUAACCAAUACAGCAGGAAGGUAACUCCCACUCAGAGCUUUUCCUUCUGUCUCAGUCACAACACAUUCACCCAAGGGUCCUGCUAAGGUCUCAAGCACAUCUUGCUAGAGACAUGCUACACAUGCUAUUGAAGUAAAUGCCAUGCUUGGGACUGCACACAAGAAGGCAUUUUAAAAGCACACACUUGAGUAAAAGAGAAAUAAAUUAUUAUAUUUUGUACUUCUUAAUGAAAACUGACUGUUAAGACUUGUAUUUUAGGGCGAAAAAAGAGCAAAAGCUUACUAAAUUAAAUUUUCUGACAAAAGUUAGUGCUUGGAAAUAAUACAUUGCACCUGUUAGUGUAACAUGUCAGUAGCGCAGAGAGAAUAAAAUCAGCUGCUUGUUUUAAAAUGAUGCCAAUUUCAUCCUGUGAGUUCUGUGCAGCAGUGAACAUAUACCAUCCUGCGGGGUUACUGGCUUUGGCAAAAAUUUCAAGCAUUCAUAUGAAGUAUUUUACUUAAUUUGGAGUUUGGAGACUCCUAAAAGAGAUAUUUCUAAUUGUUAAACUUCCAAGAUACUUUUCUGGAUCAUCCUUUGCGUAAGUUUUAGAUAAAAUUAAUCUAAAAAAAAAAAGACUGAUCUAUAUAGAAAAUAAACAUUGGAGUCUUUGAUAAACCUAAACGUCUAACAGAAGUCUGGCAUUAAGAGGCAUUAAGAUUUUUUUCUGUCAUGUGUUCAACUAUUUUACAUCUUUAAAGGCUCUGUAUCCACAGGAGAUUAAUGUUCAAAAUAUGCUGGUGUUUGAGGUAUGAAAUUAUUUUUCUCAUUCGGAAAAAGUUGUUUGUCUUGCAUCCAGGAAGGAAAAUAAAACUCACCUGCCAGGAAGAAAAGAGAUAAAAAGUGUGCUCGCUGCUGAAAGUCCAACCAAAGGCAACUUCCAUUUUAUGACAGGUAAAGCACCAGUGCUCUAGGGGUGGUCAAAUGUACCCUCCUCUCUCUGCUGGGAGGGCUGACAGCCAGCAGAGCUGUAGUGCUGCCACUCACCUGGAGUUAAGGUAAAAUUACAGCUUUAAAUGACAAAAGCUGGGCACAGUUCACAACCAUUUGUCACUUACUGCUUCAGUGUUAGUAAUCCUAUGGGACAAAAUUCAAUGUUACUUCACUUGGUCUUGUCAGGAGCUGAACUUCUAAAACACGAAUUCAUGUUAAAGUUUAUUUACAUAAUGUUAUUUCAUAAUGAAUGCAAAUGUUUAUUCCUUUCUAAUCAUACUUUAAUUUCUAAUCAUUAAUUUUAAUCAUUAUUUUUGUAUUAAAUUAAUUUCUUGGUAAGAACAGGAUACUCUGAAAUGUCUACAACUUUAUUAUGCAUAAAGUGGCAAAAUAUAUAAGUGGCAAAUUACUAAUAUGAAAGGGGGUAAUGGCACAGCCAACCCUUUACACAGAAGAUCUGCAAUGCUGCCCUUAUUUUCAUUAGCUCAGUUAAAAUUUUCUCCUUCUCUCCUCACACUUCACGAACUAUCCCCCACCAUAAGAACACCGUGUUAGAGGGGGCUACAGGAAGUGUGCAAUGCAGCUCUCACUACUGUAACGCUGCAGUUUUGUUUUGAAUCUUCCUCUCUACUGUAGCUGUUUUCCUCACCACAAGUAUUUUUAAAUCCAAGUUGCUAUGAGAGUUACUUCCUGUUGCAGUUAUGAGGUUAGUAAAACAAGAACAGCAGUGCAAUCAUAUCUCAUUGUAAUUUCAUGUUUUCAUUGUAAAAGCCAGAUCACCCCUUAUUAUAUAAUAUCAUUUAAUAUUCAUUUUCCAUUAUAAAAUUAUAAAAUUACAAAAUUCAAUUUUCCAUUAUAAAAUUACAAAAAAGAAAGGUAAGAAAGGUAAACCAAGUGGAUGAUAUCCUCUUCUUGUUUCACAGAGAUGUUGUAAAGAUAACAAUGAAAGGCUGUGUGUGGUCCAGAGAUAAAAAGUCAUCUUUUCAUGAUUUUUUACACCUUGAGAGAGCCUCAAAAAUAAGGGAAUGACAUGGGAGCAACUCUUCAUGUAGAAAUCAUUAGGGGCAGUCACUGCUGUGCUUCCUGCAGCAGCUGCUCAAUCAUGAGUGAAUGGGUGCUGUAGAAGGGCAGCCCAUCCACUUCCAUCUCCAGACUGGCAGUUUUGCCACUGCGGACCCCGAGCUGCACAAGUGUUUUCAGAAGCUUUUCUUCCUUGAAAAACAAAGAAACAGAGUAUAAUUAAAAUUCUGAAUCAGACAAGGGCAGUCAUCAAGAUUUUUGGGAGAGACUGCCCAAAUCGUUCAUAUUUAUUUUGCCAUCAACUUGCAAGUACUAUCUUGUCCCAAAGAAUAUGUUUAGCAGCUGGAGCUCUGGGAGUGUCAGAUGGUUUAUAAUCUUGACUGCUAUUUAACCACUGAAUAUUAUUUUUCUCCACACUGCCUCCAACAGAGCAUUAGUGUCAAUUCAGAAAAAUCAAUUUUUUCUUGGUUUCAAGUUCCUAUAUUGCACAAAUCAGAAUCAGAGGAACCUCCACUCAAAGUAUCUCAAAAAUCCAUCUGUGGUUUCCCCAGCCAGGCAGCUGGCUGCGGCUGCAAUUUUAUAGAAAAAGACAGAAGGGAAGGAGGGUGCACCAGGAAAAAAGGUUACAGAGAGCACCUGGGAUGGGCUGCACACUCACUAUCCUUUCCUGCAGUUUCUCUGAUCUCUCUAUGCCUUUGGCCCUCUCUUCCCUUCUCAUUAUUGAUUUUAUGAGAAUUCUGGUUGCUCAGGGAAGGAGUGAGGAAAAAACAGCCUCGGAAAUUGUGCUUCCUUGGCAUGCUCUGAACUAGCAUAUGCUUUGUUUAGAACUACACUUAUGCUCUUGCUUAACUAAUAUAAGCACAUAACAAAGCGUGUUCCAAGUUGAGCUGUAAAACUACACAGAAGGAACAAAAUAAUUUUUUGUGAGCUAUGGACCAGUUAGCAUUGUGAGAUGAAAAGAUGGGAUAAAAUGAGCUCUGAAAAAAACACAGGGAACAGUGAAAUUUGAAGAUCUGGUUUCGAGUGAAUGUAUGUCUGGCACAAGCUGCACUGCUUUUCAUGUGCCAUGAAAUGUACACAGUAAAACUUCCUGUUUUUUAGCAUUUACUGUAGUGAGAAUUUAUUCCUUGAAUUCUGUUAAUGAAAGUCUAAGAAAACUAAAAACCUGGUCACUUGUUAGGUUUCCCUAUGCCAGCCCUGUGAUAGGUUAUAUAAGACCUUGAAACACUCACCUAUCUAUCUUUUCCUCUCUUUCUUUACUAGGAAAGCCCUUUCUGGGCUUUGUCUACUGUGCCAUUUCCAUGCAAAUUGCUACUGCCACAAUCCUGCCAGUGUCCUUGACAAAGAGCUCUCUAGGUUUUAACACUUCAUAGUUAACAUUACCACACAAUAACCUAGAAGUUCUUUAUCUCCUGGACACAUGAAUGAUGAAAAAAAAAAAGUAACGUUAAAAUAUCUAAUUUUCUCUUAUCAAAUGUUAGCACUUUUUCUAGGAACACUCCUAAACCACAAAGAAUACAUUAGCUGUGGAUCUGAAUUGAGACACAAUAUGGCUGUAUUUUACCUAAUGGUAAAAUGGCCAAAAUAUAGUAAUUUCUGAAUGAAGCAAAGCAUGCCCUGCGUGAUCAAUUCAGUUUAAUUUUGUAACCUGCUCUGUGAACGUACUUUCUAAAGAUCUGUCUUUUAUUUCCUGGUAAUUCAUCCUAAUUCUUAGCUGUAACAAAAUUAAAUGAUGCUCUGGUUUUCUACUAAAGGAAAAAUAUGCAUAGUUACAUGGUGUCAGCAGUGACACAGCUAUUUCAGGAAAUUAUCUGGAUACACUGGUAGCUUAAAAUUUGCUACUUUAUAAUUAAUAAAAUUAUAAAUGCACAUCGGUUUAUAUCAUAUAAACGAUCAUAUACAUAAAUGCAAAUAUAUACAACUGAUCUUUCUGCACAACAGAGGUUUCUCUUAGCACUGAGUGUACCCAAAUGCAAAAGGGCAAAGGAGAUCUCUCCUGUCACAAGAGACACCUAAAUUGGAUACACAAAAUGUAAUCUCUAAUACGAAUAGUUUGUGCUACAUAUUUACAUAUUAGAGCUCUCUGGUCUGCUUAUAUGAGGUAAAAAAGUUUGCUUGCUUAAUACUACAUAACUGUGCCUGAGAAACCAUAGCCUGCCAUAAAAUGCUACAGCUUCCAUUUGUAAUAAGCAAACGCAAUGUACAGCAGGCUUCCUUAGCUGUACAGUGCUGCAAUUUGACCACAGCUUUCUCUUUAGUAAAUAAUUAUGUUGGGAGUGGGUAACUGGAAAAAUAAUCAUAUUAAUAGAAAAAUAUCAUGUUAGUUUGUGCUUUAUUCAAGGGGGAAAGCUUCUUUAUGAAUGACAAAGCUAAUAAAGCACACUAAAAAUGUCACACCUAUAUAUAUUUAUAAUAUAAUUAAUAUUCUUAUAGUUCAUAAUUAAAAAACACUAUACAGGUAAUAUGUUGCCAUUAAUAAAGACUUCAAUAAGAGGAGAAAUGCUUUAUAUAUUAACCUGUUUGUGAGAUGCAAUAAAAUGCAGAGUUGACUGUAAUAUGUUAGCAUUAGCUACAUUUGGAUAUGUAUGAAUGAAUGAAUUUCAUUACAGUCACUUUGGUGUAAAAGUACUAUGAACAUCUGAAAAACCAAGCCAAUACCAUAAUCAAAUGAUUAGGUAAGCAAAGAUAAAGGUAAAGAGAUUGUUGAGGUCCAGUUGUUUGCUGCUCCUGCAGCUCUCAGCACAGAACAAAUGCUUUGCAGCAUCUCUCGUGGUGUGGAAAGGCUCACACAUGAACUCAGGGCAAUCUGAGUUUGCUGUUCAGUGGGGAGGGAGAGCUCUGCAGUUCUGGGGUUUGGCAGUGCAAUCCUGACACUGCUUGAACACCAGCCUGAAGGGAAAUAAUGUUGGUGUUUCAGGGGAAGUCUUCACUUAGUAAUUAUGACCUGCAGCAUUCAUGGAAGUGCCAUUUUUUGAAGAAAAAUAAAACACAUUAUAAGAAAGCUCUCUGGUGCUAAGGGACUCCUUCAAAUGUCCUCUUUCCAAUUACAAUCACAAAUAUAAACACCAAGAUGGAUCUGUGUGGUGUUGCUCUUUCUCUCACUAGGGUAAUUAUUAUAGCAUUAAAUGAAGCUGAAUUUUGCAGAAAGUAGCCAUAUAAACACAAAUGGUCUGAUUUUUUAUACUAAUGGACUACGUGAAUACUAAUGUAUUCAAUCUUCUGCACUGUUCAUUGUUGUGUGAUUUAUAAUUAAAGAUAUCAUAUUUUCUUGUCAGACAUUUUGUCAUUUUCUCUCCUCCACAAAACUGUUUCCAUUAAUUUUAUCUCAACAGAUUUUAGUAUUGCACUUUCAGUAGCCCAUUAUUGGAUCAUUAAUAUUCCCAGCUGUAUAGCUUAGUAAAACAAAAACAAGGUUUUCCUGUACACAAUAUAACAUUUAAUUACAGUAUCUCAUUACCAGGAAUUUUGAUCACAGUCAUUUUAGAAUGCAUUAAUUUAAAGGUCAAAAACCAGUAGAUGCAACUGGAAAAAACAUUGAAAACUGAAAAAUAAUUAAUUUGUUUUAUAAAAAAGAGUGUGUUGAAAAGGGCCAUAUAAGCUUUGUUAAGCUAUAUGGCUAUGCCAAGUGUUGGGAUCAGUUUCAGUUUUAUGACCUUUAGAUGAAAAACUAAGAUAGCAAGAAUUUAAAAAAAAAUAGUGAGGUCUACUCUAAAACAUGUAAAAGGUGCUUUGUUGGAAUUUCAUGCAGAAUGUCCCAUCAUCUCAGGAGACAAACUUCUUUGUUUUGGACAGUAGCUGAGGUAGAUGGAUUGCAUUUUGCUUAGCAUCCUUGGACGUCACACACUUAAUGGGUUUGUCCAAAUCUCAGCUAAUAAAGCUGAAUCUUGAAAUCUUGAAGCUCCUUAUUUAUUGCAGAGUUGUGGAGCAAAUCUUAAUCAUUAACUUAAUCAUUAGGGGGUGUGUGUGUGUGUGUAUAGACAGAUUUUUUUUUAACCACUGUCAAGUUAAAAAUAGAGGCACGUGCUUAGCAGGAUGAGCACAGAUCAGAGUCAUUUCUCACCCCUCUCACUUAUUUUGCUUUUUCUCAGUCUGAAACCUUUGCAUUCCCAGAAUAUCACACUGUACAGAGCUGCAUUAGUCAAAACACAUUUAAAAAUAUUCAUGUACAAGUUUUUCUCCAACUUUAAUUUAGAAACAUUCAAAA
Molecule: messenger RNA, 12410 nt
Organism: Passer domesticus (house sparrow)
Lineage: Eukaryota; Metazoa; Chordata; Aves; Passeriformes; Passeridae
Gene: GPR68
Product: G protein-coupled receptor 68
Exons: 5
Coding region: 2870-3946 (358 amino acids)
Biological process (GO): G protein-coupled receptor signaling pathway; cellular response to pH
Cellular component (GO): membrane
Molecular function (GO): G protein-coupled receptor activity
Source: RefSeq, a predicted model, not a curated record